CCAGAUUUAACAGAAGAAGGCAUAAAAUGAUGGAUAAGAAAUUCGGAUCUUCUAUGAUCCCUGAAUCAACAAGCCGUGUAGUUUUGGAGAAAAGGAAGAAGGAAAGAAAAAUAUUUCAUAUUGCUGGUCCAGUUGAAGACAGGGGAAACUUUGCUGAAAGGGCAGCUAGACUACAAUUACGUCUUCAAUCAUAUCGACAUCCCAACUGGGAUUCUGAAAAGAAUAUUUAUGACUUAGCGUAUGCAGGAUUCAGGUAUACAGGGGAGGGAGAUCGAGUUGAAUGUGAUUUUUGUUUAAAACGAGUUUUUAAAUGGUCAAAAGAAGACAAUCCUCUAGAAACUCAUUUACGAAUAGCACCAGAAUGUCCCUUUAUAGUAGAACUUGGCUAUACCUUAGAUCACCAAAUUCCCAAAUAUAGACGAUAUAGUCAUUAUAAAAAACGAUUUGAAUCAAUGUCUGUUGUCCCAGAGCAGUACCGAAACGAAUUACCAUCUUUUGAAUCUUUGGCACGGUCAGGGUUCUUCUAUCAAGGAACAUUAGACAGAAUGAGUUGCUUCCAUUGUGGCUUAGUUUUAAGAGAUUGGGAAAAAGACACGAUUCCUAAUGAAGUUCACGAACAGUUUCAGAAAAAUUGUCUUUUCUUAACAAAUUUAUUAGAAUUUACUAGACAUGGACAACUUGUAGAAAUUGUGGUAAAAGAUAGUAGUAAUAAUAGAAGAUUUAUGAAGCAGAUACAGACAAGUAAGAACAAUACAAGCUCCAAUAAUACAGGGCAAUUGCAAUUAAAAAACAUUGGUGAAUCAACUAGUCAACACACAUCUACAGAAGUAACAGACAGUAGAUCAUCUUCAUCUUUUUAUUCUAAAGCACAGAAGUUAGGGAGUGAAAAUCAACCAACAAUUCCCAGACAACCUACAGAAAUCAGACAUCUACGACGUAUUGGCAAAUAUGCUCAUCUAACCAAACAAGAGUUUGAACGAAUAGAAGCAGAUAUGGUUGAUGGCAGACGACGCAGUGAAAGACCACCACAACUCUCACCAAACUUUCAAUCUGCUGUCAUUUCUAAAGCAGAAUGUGUGACGUCAAGUACAGCGUCCAAUCCAGUCAUUACGCCAAUAGAGGAAGCGGUUCAUGAAAUGGGUUAUAGUUUGGAACUGAUAUAUCAAGCUAUUAAUGAAAGAAGAGAUAGAGGGGAGGGAGACUUUCCUGAUGCUACAGCAUUAUGUUUAGCAGUUAUGGAUUUGGCAGAGAAAAGGAGAAUCUAA
This is a messenger RNA of Lottia gigantea (owl limpet), 1265 nucleotides long. RefSeq lists its product as hypothetical. Gene Ontology annotation, biological process: regulation of cell cycle. The coding region runs from base 27 to 1265 and encodes 412 amino acids. The transcript has 2 exons. The record is from RefSeq and is a predicted model, not a curated record. NCBI's taxonomy places the organism in Eukaryota, Metazoa, Mollusca, Gastropoda, Lottiidae. Gene Ontology annotation, cellular component: spindle microtubule; nucleus; cytoplasm.